This is a messenger RNA of Cokeromyces recurvatus, 2947 nucleotides long. RefSeq names its product 6-phosphofructokinase. Gene Ontology annotation, cellular component: mitochondrion; cytoplasm; 6-phosphofructokinase complex. Lineage: Eukaryota; Fungi; Mucoromycota; Mucoromycetes; Mucorales; Mucoraceae. Gene Ontology annotation, molecular function: 6-phosphofructokinase activity; fructose-6-phosphate binding; identical protein binding. The record is from RefSeq and is a predicted model, not a curated record. The coding region runs from base 88 to 2856 and encodes 922 amino acids. Gene Ontology annotation, biological process: canonical glycolysis; fructose 1,6-bisphosphate metabolic process; fructose 6-phosphate metabolic process. The transcript is spliced from 4 exons.
CUAGUUAUAUAAUUUUUUCCAUUAAAAUUUAUUUUCUCCUUUCUUUUUUUUCUUCUUUACACUUUUUAUUCUUUUAGAGGAAUAAUAAUGCUUUCUCAAGGCCUUUCUCACGUUAUUUUUAACGCAUUAAGUAGUGAAGAUUUCGAACGUACCCUCAAGUUCUAUGAAGCUGUUGGCUUCAAGACUGUUACAGAUAAAUGUCAGGAGAAUCAUGCCGAAGAAAGAACUGCUUGGUUGAAGUUGGUAUCUGGAGAUAAUAAUGCCACUAAUGCUACUAUUAAGCUCGUCUUGAAUGCUUCUGCUAUUACACAACGUAAGCCUGCUACUGAUGUUGAUUGGGCUUUAGAAGAAGCUGCUAUUGUUUUUGCUGUCAAAGAUAUCAAUGCUGUUAAGUCCAAGUUGAAUGAAUUAAAUGUUACAGUUCAAGAUCAUACCAAUGGUGAAGUUAGUAAACUUUACACCUUAGACCCUCUCAACAAUGUCAUUGUUUUCUCUAACCAACCUAUCGCUGACAAGGCUACUAGUGCUGCCGCCGCUGUUGAAACUGCUACUGCCAACGGUAAGCGUCAAAAGAUCGCUGUUCUUACCUCUGGUGGUGAUGCUCCUGGUAUGAACGCUGUUGUCCGUGCUACUGUUCGUUAUGGUAUUGCUAAGGGUUGUGAUGUCUUUGCUGUCUAUGAAGGUUACCAAGGUCUUAUUGAUGGUGGUGACCUCUUGAGAAAGAUGAGCUGGAAAGAUGUUCGUGGCUGGUUAGCUGUCGGUGGUACUACUAUUGGUACAGCUCGUUGUAUGCCUUUCAGAACUCGUGAAGGUCGUCUUCAAGCUGCUGAGAACCUUGUCAAGAACGGUAUUAAUGCUUUGAUUGUUUGUGGUGGUGAUGGUUCUUUAACUGGUGCCGAUCUUUUCCGUGCUGACUGGCCUGGAUUAGUUGAUGAACUCAAGAACACCAACCGUAUUACCCAAGAAGAGGCUGAUGCUUACCAUACUUUGACCAUUGUUGGUCUUGUUGGUUCUAUCGAUAACGAUAUGUCUUCUACUGAUAUCACUAUCGGUGCUGUCACUUCUCUUCACCGUAUUUGUGAAGCUGUUGAUGCUGUUUCCACCACUGCUUUGUCUCACUCUCGUGCUUUCGUCAUUGAAGUUAUGGGUCGUCACUGUGGUUGGUUGGCUCUUCAAGCUGGUAUUGCCACUGGUGCUGACUUUGUCUUCAUCCCUGAAAAGCCUCCUCAAGAAGAUGAUUGGGAAUCCAUGAUGUGUUCUGUUGUUGAGAGACAUCGUCAAUUGGGUAAGAGAAAGACUGUUGUUAUUGUUGCUGAAGGUGCUAUUGAUAAGAACUUGAACCCCAUCAAGGCUGAUCACCUUAAGGAUAUCUUGACCAACCGUCUUGGUCUUGAUACUCGUGUUACUAUCUUGGGUCACACUCAACGUGGUGGUUCACCUGCUUUCUAUGAUCGUCUCUUGGCUACUACUCAAGCCAUUGAAGCUGUUGAUGCCGUUCUUGAAUCCACUCCUGAAACUCCUUCUCCUAUGAUCGGUAUCUCUGAUAACAAGAUCAUUCGUUAUCCCCUUAUGAAGGCUGUCAAGCUUACUCAUGAAGUCGCUGAAGCUAUUGGUCAAAAGAACUUUGCUCGUGCUAUGGAGCUUCGUGAUCCUCAAUUCGCUGAAGAAUAUGAAGCCUAUACAGCUACCACUAUCUUGGAUGAUAACUCUAUUGUCUUACCCGAACACGAACGUCUUCGUAUUGCCAUCGUUCACGUUGGUGCCCCCGCUGGUGGUAUGAACGCUGCUACUCGUACUGCUGUUCGUUACUGUCUUAACCGUGGUCAUACUCCCAUUGCUGUCUACAAUGGUUUCGCUGGUCUUGCCCGUGGUUCCACUCACGAAAUGAACUGGAUGUCUGUUGAUGGUUGGACUGCUCUUGGUGGUUCUGAAUUGGGUACUAACCGUGCUGUCCCUGGUGUUGAUAUUGAUAUGGGUAUGAUUGCUUAUCAAAUGCAAAAGCAAAAUAUCCAAGGUCUCUUGGUUAUUGGUGGUUUCGAAGCCUAUGUUGCUAUUGAUAAACUUGAAGAAGCUCGUAAGCAAUAUCCUUCUCUCCGUAUCCCCGUUACCUUGAUCCCUGCUACUAUCUCUAACAACGUUCCUGGUACAGACUACUCUCUUGGUUCUGAUACCUCUCUUAACGCUAUUGUUACCUCUUGUGAUGCUAUUGUCCAAUCUGCUCAAUCUUCCCGUCGUCGUGUCUUCGUUGUUGAAGUCAUGGGUGGUCGUUCCGGUUAUUUGGCUGUUGAAGCUGGUCUUGCUGUUGGUGCCAUGACUGUCUACAUUCCUGAAGAAGGUAUUAACCUCUCUCGUCUUCAAGCUGAUGUUAAGCACUUGAGAGAUAUGUACAGCCACGAUGAUCCUGACAAGAGUGAAGGUAGAAUUAUUUUGCGUACUGAAGAUGUCUCCAAGACUUACACUACCGAUGUCAUCUCUAAUAUUCUUAAGCAAGAAGGAGAUGAGAUGUUCGAUUCUCGCACUGCUGUCUUGGGUCAUAUUCAACAAGGUGUUACUCCUUCUCCUCUUGACCGUAUUCGUGCCACUCGUCUUGCCAUGCGUGCUAUCCAAUUCAUUGAACAACACACUACUGAAGCUCUUUGUCAAGCCAAGGAAACUGGUGCUCCUGCUCCUAUUGAACUCACUAACGUAAAGGAAUCUGUUACCGUUGCUGGUAUCUCAGGUCACUCUGUUGUCUUUGAACCUGUCUCUACUCUCAUGACCGUUACUGAUAUGAAGAAUCGUAAGCCUCGUAACGCCUGGUGGUUCGGUCACAGAGAGGUUAUUGACCUUUUGGCUGGUCGUGGUCACUUUGACUAAAUUUAAUUUCCUCUCUUUUCCUUUUUUUUUUUUUCCAACUUCAUUUUAUUCAUUUAAUCUCAUAGACAUUGCGUUUAUUUUUAACUUUUAC